Cantharellus anzutake is the source of this 837-nucleotide messenger RNA. RefSeq names its product cytidine deaminase-like protein. The coding region runs from base 68 to 664 and encodes 198 amino acids. Gene Ontology annotation, molecular function: tRNA-specific adenosine-34 deaminase activity; zinc ion binding. Gene Ontology annotation, cellular component: cytoplasm; nucleus. The record is from RefSeq and is a predicted model, not a curated record. NCBI's taxonomy places the organism in Eukaryota, Fungi, Basidiomycota, Agaricomycetes, Cantharellales, Hydnaceae. Gene Ontology annotation, biological process: tRNA wobble adenosine to inosine editing. The transcript has 5 exons.
GCGAAUCAAGUCAAAUAUUGGUCCCCAUGCAGUUACUGGGUCGCGUCCCAGACGACCAAGCAGGGGCAUGGCGAUAUAUGUUCCUUCCGAAGAACAGGAGAAGGAGCACGUUGAAUGGAUGCGUGUUGCUCUUGAACUCGCUGAGGAAGCCUUGGAAGCGGAUGAAGUUCCUAUAGGUUGUGUUUUCGUUCGAGAUGGUCAGGUUCUAGCUUCAGCUCGAAAUCGGACGAACGAGCAUCGGAACGCAACAAGACAUGCAGAGCUGGAAGCUAUAGACAGUAUGUUAUCAUCUCCUGACAUAAUCCCAACGCCGCCUCCCGAUCUGCCACUGCAAGACGUCGUUCUCUACGUUACCGUCGAGCCCUGUAUCAUGUGCGCUUCAGCUCUUCGUCAGUUGGGGAUUAAAGGGGUGUAUUGUGGCUGCGUCAAUGAUAGAUUUGGGGGGUGUGGUGGUGUGCUCGGCGUGAACGAAGCCAUUCCACAUCCAAUUUGGCCCCCCUUCCCUUGUAGAUAUGGAUAUCUACGUGAAGAAUGCAUUCUAAUUCUCCGCCGAUUUUAUCUUACUGAAAACUCCAAGGCUCCGGUACCUCGUUCAAAAGCUAGACGUGUGCUCAAAGAGGAUGUAGAAGAUGUUCACUGUGAUCAUAUCAAAAUGACUCGCUAAGAAACCUGCUUGCUUCCACUGCCCUUGCAGCUCAUAGUGUGAAGCAAGUAUAUUAUAUACAUACAUUCGAAGCUCGAGAGUGGCAACUGGUGGCAAGGCCGUUAAUUUACAAAGGCGAAUUGCUAUAUACAUCUAUUAUGUACAUAUAAUCACUUCAUUUACUUAAAUACAGA